AUGGCGAACCGCGACAAAGGACGCAAAAAGUGGGGAGAAUUUUUACAAGACAAUACAAAAUCAGGAAAGGAUAAAUCAAUGGGAAUACGUGGUGGAGGAAACAGAGCCUCUCAACCUUUAUAUAGGCCAGGAAGUGGGCCUCUUCGCAAGUCGGGUAGAUCCAUGGAUGAUUUAGAUAAUGAGAACAUGUCACAGGAAAAUCCUAAACCAAGCUCCAUCCAGCAUCGUUUAAAGCAGUCGCAAAUAAACAGUUCCAAUCAAACUCUUAAUAGUUUACCAUCUUCUCAAGUUGAACAUGUAACGGAAAAAUUGAACGAUUUAAAUAUUAACUACCGAUCUACUGCACAUAUUGAACAGGCACAAGGUUCUUCACAAAACAGCAACUUAGGAGAUUCAAGAAAAAAAGUUAAGAAGCCAGAACAACAGUUAUAUGUACCUAAAAAAGUAAAAGAAGCAUUGGCUGAACAGGAUAUUUCGAAUAGGUCAUCUAAUCAAGGAGUCUGGGAUCGAGAUCAAGACAGAGAUCAUAGUGAAGACCGUGAUUCUCAUUCAAAUCGUAGCUACAAAAGCGAUAGUCAUCGUAAUCGAUCAGGUGGUCGUGGUAGCCGUGACAUUGAUAAUGGAGGUAGAGGUAGAGAUGGUCCUGGAAAAAGAUAUUCGGGUAAUCGUCGAAAUCGUCAUGGCGAUGAGAAUGAGGAACGUUGGCGAUCUGAUUCUCCUUUAUCUAAUAGAAGUUUUGGAAAUCGAAAAGAUAAUUCUCGUGAAGUUAGACAGGGUUCAGAGCCUCUUUUUGCAACAAUGAAUCAUGUCAAUGAUUUUAAUCGUACUAGAGAAACACGUAGUGUAGAACCUGCUGGACAUCCAGAAAAGUUUCAAGGCAAGCCACCUUCGGGUAAAUGGGGUGGCCCAAAAGAUAGUUUGCCAAAAAAUAUGAAAAUAGAGCACUUACCACCUCGGUUACAAAAAAAAUAUCUUAUCGAUAAUGGUUUACCCUUGCCAGUAAGCAAUUCCUCACCAUCAGAAGAUACGUGGAACGGCAGUAGUAUUAUAUUUCAAGGCUCAUCAACUCAUAAUUAUCCACCUGCAAUGCAGCACUCACAAACUAUGCAAAAUUUACCUCUAUCUGGUCCGCUACCUCCACAACCUAAUUGGUCAAAUACUGUGCCAGCACGAAGUAGAGGCAGGGGCAGACUUAGACCUGAAGAAAUAGAGAGUUCGACAAAUAUUUUCAGGUGUGUUACACCUGAUCAGUAUUCAGCUCCAAGUUCCAGGUCUCAUACACCAAGUCAAGAGUACAUGCAGAGGUCUUACGAUCGUCGUGGUAGUAAUAGUACUAUGUACACUAGUAUGGAAAGUUUAAGCCGUGCUGACAGUUCAGUGAUGCCACCAGCGUCUUCAGUGUCACCUAUUACUUUAACAUCCAGUGCAAAUAAACGUCAGACUUCACCCGAUAGUUAUCGUCGAGGAGUAUCACCUCCUUCAACAUUUCAUCGCACUCAAACGCAACGACAAAGUAAUAAUGCACCCGAACUUAAUAUAGCACAGGAAAAAAAGAAUAGUCCGCAAAAUUUAGAUGUUAGCCCAUCAAAAACUGAAUCCGUUAAUAGAGGAGUACAUAGAUCAGCUAAUUAUAUAAUUGAUUGGAAUGAAGAAGCUGAAUCGGACGAAAAAGUGGAAGCUGAACGUACAAGUCGCAGUUCUUCUGUGUUAAGCUUGCGUGAAAACUCUAAUGUGCCUGGAAAUGAAAAUACAACGAGCGGUCACAGUCGACGUAAAAAAAAAAAGCGUGAAAGGAGACACCCGGCAGACCGGAGCAAUAGCAGGGAUAAAGCUCGUGUUAAUAGUCGUGAUCGACAAAACAAUCAGCAAAACAGAGAAAAUGAUAACUUUAACAAUAAUCAAAAGAAUACUAAUAAUAGUAGAAGACAUGAUCACAGAAGACAUCGGAAUAUUAUACAACGUAGCCGCGAAUCUAGUAAAGAUAGAAAUUAUCGUGGUAGUAGUAGAAACUUUGAUGACCUUUACAGACAUAGGCGACAAACACCUAAUGUUUCCUCUCAUUCUGCUUCUUUAUCAAAUACCACUUUAAAUUUGACAUCACAUCAAACAUCUCCUAGUGGAUACAGUAAUUCCCAACCACCAGGUGUGUUAGUCUUACCCGAGACUAACCAAUCUCCGCCUAGUCAUUCAGGUUCAAGACCGCAAGGAGCCCAGCAACAAAGAACAUUAUUCAAUCACAACAAUCCUGAUAAACCAAUUGUUGUUCCAUCACCCAGUAGUAGGGCUGUAGUUCAAAGAGAGGGCGAAACCUCAUCUCAGAGUUCCAACGUGCCAGUGUUCCAGUCUCAUGGAGGCAUUACUUCACCACACCAUAGUUUUCAAGGAACACACUUAGACAGUGUACCACCACCAUAUAUGACGAAUGAUCAGUUUGGUAAUACAAGGCCUUCGUGGUAUGAUCCUUACUCUGAUAGUUUUCGCUCAGCAAAAAAUCAUUAUUUACUUCUGGACAUAGAGCGUGCUGAUUUAGAGUUACAAUGGAUAUUGAGUUCUGGUGGGUUCACAUCAAAAUGGGAAAGGGUUUUAUACAUAAGACACUUCCUUCAAGAGAGUUUGAAAACUUUACUCGAAACGGACAUUAAAUUCUGUCAAUCUGAAAAUGUUGAGCAACACUUUUGGAAGAUACUUUUUUACAAUAUGAUCGAAAUGCUUCGGAAAGGUAUGCCUAAAGAGAGUUCUGAGGGGCGAGAGCAGUACAAAAAAAUAAUGCUCAAGAUCAUUGACGAGGGUACCGUAUACUUAGAAAGUUUGUUAACUGUACUUGAAAGCAAAUACGAAUUUAAAUUGGACAUGUUUCUUGCAUCAUCAACUCUGCCUAAAGGGCUUGGAAUCUUAGGCUUAGCGUUAGUAAGCGCGCAAAAAAUAUACUUAUUUUUGGGUGACUUGGCAAGGUAUAGAGAGCAGGCAAAUGAAACGAACAAUUAUGGAAAAUCUAGGCAAUGGUAUUUGAAAGCGCAGCAACUUAAUCCUAAGAAUGGAAGGCCUUAUAAUCAGCUUGCAUUACUAGCCCACUAUGCUAGACGAAAAUUGGAUGCAGUAUAUUAUUAUAUGAGAUCUCUUAUGGCAUCCAAUCCAUUCCAUUCUGCAAGGGAGAGCUUAAUAGCACUUUUUGAUGAGAACAGGAAAAAGUAUGAGUCAACCGAACGGAAACGUAAAGAAGAGAGAGAAUGGAAGGAGAGGGCGAGAAUGAAAGAAAAAGAAGGGGCAAACAGUGUCGGGGGUGGAUUAAGGAGGGAAAUUUGGAUUCAUCCUGGUGGCAGACGGGUUCGUCGUACAACUACAGCCGGCACUGCCAAUGAAGCAAGGUUGUCUCAUAGUGAUUUAGAAGAAUUGGCACAAUUAAAUAGCGUUGAGGUGAACAAGAGGUUCGUCACGUCUUACCUUCAUGUUCAUGGAAAGCUAAUCACCAAGAUAGGAAUGGAGACGUUCCAGGAAGCCGGAGUCCAAAUGUUGAAAGAGUUCAGAGCGCUUCUUCAGCAUUCACCGCUGCCGCUUCCUGGGUCGCGGUUGCUUCAGCUUCUGGCAUUGAAUAUGUUCGCCAUCGAGUCGACGCAGCUGAAAGAUUUGGUCCUACCUACUUAUGUACAACGACCUACACGCGCUUCACUUUUGGUUUAA
Molecule: messenger RNA, 3678 nt
Organism: Dufourea novaeangliae
Lineage: Eukaryota; Metazoa; Arthropoda; Insecta; Hymenoptera; Halictidae
Product: telomerase-binding protein EST1A-like
Exons: 18
Coding region: 1-3678 (1225 amino acids)
Biological process (GO): nuclear-transcribed mRNA catabolic process, nonsense-mediated decay
Cellular component (GO): telomerase holoenzyme complex
Molecular function (GO): telomeric repeat DNA binding; protein binding; telomerase RNA binding
Source: RefSeq, a predicted model, not a curated record